AUGAGUUGCUGCCCCGCCGUCAUGGAGCCCGCCAGGGAUACCGCCGCCAACGCCAUCGUGCCCAAGACCUACAAGAACACCAAGCUCUUCGUUGCGGGCCCUGCCCAGGCCAAGGCCGGUGUGGUGGCCAUCCCCGACAUCUUCGGCCCGGAGAGCAGCCGCAUCAAGCAGGACGCCGAAGCUCUGGCCAAGCUCGGCUACGCCGUCACCCUCGAGGGCCAGGAUGUUCCCGGUUGGCUGCAGAAGAACAGCUUCGAGAAGGUUGCGGGCGCCCACGUGGCCAACGCCAUCGCCUACUUGCAGGAAGAGGUCGGCGUCCAGUCCAUCAGCAGCUACGGCUACUGCUGGGGCGCCUACGUUGGCGCGAAGCAGUCGGCUCUGUCGACGCCCGUGAUCAAGGGCCAUGUGUCCUUCCACCCGAGCUGGAUGGCCGAGCAGCUCGUGAACGGCGAAGGCGCCCUGCAGAAGAUGACGGAGGCGAUCUCGGUGCCCCAGUUGCUGUGCGCGGCGGGCAACGACCCUCCCCUCGUGAGCGAGGGAGGUGUCGUGGAGCAGAUCCUCAAGGCCAAGCCUGACAUCGCUGAGCUGAGCAACGUCGUGAACUUCCCCGACAUGAUCCACGGCUGGGUGUGCCGCGGCGACAUCGAAGACUCUGCCACGAAGGAGGCGGUGAAGAAGGCGUGGCACUUGGCCAUCAACUUCACCCAGAAAGUUAACCCGCUGUAA
Phytophthora sojae is the source of this 726-nucleotide messenger RNA. RefSeq names its product putative endo-1,3-1,4-beta glucanase. Gene Ontology annotation, molecular function: hydrolase activity. The coding region runs from base 1 to 726 and encodes 241 amino acids. NCBI's taxonomy places the organism in Eukaryota, Oomycota, Peronosporomycetes, Peronosporales, Peronosporaceae. The transcript has 2 exons. The record is from RefSeq and is a predicted model, not a curated record.